Staurois parvus is the source of this 213-nucleotide messenger RNA. The record is from the annotation of a GenBank genome assembly. Lineage: Eukaryota; Metazoa; Chordata; Amphibia; Anura; Ranidae.
CUGUUAUAAAAUUUUGUAAAGGAGUAAUUUUUAUCCUUUACUGAUGUGCGCUAAUGAGGCUCCAGUGAUGUGCACUGAUAGGCGGCACUGAUGAGGAAGCAUUGGUAGGUGGCACUGAUGGGCAUUGACAGGCAUCACUGGUGGGCACAGAUAGGUGGCACUGAUAGGCAGCUCAGAUGGGCACUGACAUGUGGCAUUGAUGAACAAUGACAG